Messenger RNA from Saccostrea cuccullata (small rock oyster), 1687 nucleotides. RefSeq names its product D(2) dopamine receptor-like. The transcript has a single exon. The record is from RefSeq and is a predicted model, not a curated record. Bases 71 to 1498 code for a protein of 475 amino acids. Gene Ontology annotation, cellular component: plasma membrane. NCBI's taxonomy places the organism in Eukaryota, Metazoa, Mollusca, Bivalvia, Ostreida, Ostreidae. Gene Ontology annotation, molecular function: G protein-coupled receptor activity. Gene Ontology annotation, biological process: G protein-coupled receptor signaling pathway.
AAAAUAAGACACGGAGUACACUAAAAUCCUAUAGCUCUGUUACCUCUCGUGAGAGAGCGUCAGGGAGAAUAUGACGGCGAACCAAACGUUAGAAGAACUCACAUCACACGCUGUGGCCAUCAGGUUACCAGUUCGAAUUUUUAUUGGAAUCGUGGCCGUUCUUGGAGUGAUUGGCAAUGGACACGUGUUGUACCUGUAUUACACGCGCUAUAAAAGCUCCACCUAUCGGUGGUUUGUUCUGUCCCUCGCCAUCAUUGAUUUGACCGGAUGUUGUAUUUCUAUGCCGUUUGAAAUUGUGGACGAAUCAUUACCAUAUUCAUUUAGUGAUCCAAUCUCGUGUAAGAUUUUCCGGUAUGUGAAUUACUGUGUAGCAUUGGCGUGUGCCUUCACACUAUUACUUAUAGCAUCAGAACGAUACAGGAAAAUAUGUAAGCCUUAUGAAAACCAAAUGAGUGAAACACGAGCCAAAAAAUAUGUGGUAGCUGUUAUUGUCACAACAUUAGUUAUUUCUCUGCCUGUUCUUUAUAUUUAUGGACCUAAAACAAUUGAAAUAAAUGAAAUUUAUGAAGGGAAAGAGUGCACGUGGGGAGACCACAUGGUUGACCAUUCGACGUUCGGGUACGCCUACGCUGGUUUCUUAACUCUGCUUAUUGUCGUCUGCAUGAUUUGUUUAACAGUUAUAUAUUCUAUCAUUGGUUACACACUGCAAAAACAUGAACGUCAAAUCAGAGCAAGGCUAGAUAAAAAUCACCGUAAUUCAGUGAAAUUAAAUCGUGCAUGUUGCUCCUCGAGUGACCUGUUAGAAACGAACUCUUCCCUACAACAGAACGUUCGUCUGUCUCACAGCUGCGAACAAUUACCUGAUUCACCAGAAGUACAUCGUAAAAAGUUUGAUUUUCUUCAGAAAACACCAAUUAAAUUUUUGUUGGAAAGUGACACAGAAGCAUCUGCAAAAUGUAAGAAACAACAAAACAAUCAUAACAGCGGGAAGCUAGAAGAAACAAGGAAGGAAGGAUUGGCAAAAAAUGAGGAAAGUAUAAACAGUUUAAACCACUCCAAAGUAAAUGCAACAAAUGAUAGGAGUCAUUUGGCAAGCAAUUCUGAUGCGAAAUCCUCCAUAAAAACCAAGCAAGCUCCCGCACGUAUUCCUGGAAUAAAAAGGAACUUUGACUUAAAAACCCUCGGCAGGACUUUCCCCGUGGAGAGAAAAGAGAGGAAGAUAACAAAAGUCCUUGUUGCCAUAACACUAUUGUUUAUUGCCAGUUUUCUUCCGUAUGUUAUCGUUGUCAUUGUAUUUUUCAUAAACCCGGAAUACGAAAACAAUAUGACGUCAUCACAACUUGUGCUCUAUCUUCUUGGAUUCAGAUUAUAUAACAUCAACAAUAUGGCGAAUCCGAUAUUUUAUUUCCUAUUUGACUCCAAAUUUCGUGAAGAAUUUUUGUCUUUGUAUCAGCCUCUCUGUAGAAGUAGGAGAACUAAGUCAUUGUCACAUGUGUAAAUAGUGCGUAACCAAGCUAUAAAACUGAGUUUAUCAUUUUGGCAUACAGGAUUUAUGUGUUCGAAUUUACGAGCAUGCACCCUGGAAUAAUUUUAUACAAAUAUGCAUUUUUUUUUAAUUUUAAAAAUCUUUAAUGUCACAAUACCAGUUUGGUCUAGAUGAAAACUACACGAUAAAAUGGAAAUUUAA